This is a messenger RNA of Myxocyprinus asiaticus (Chinese sucker), 2021 nucleotides long. RefSeq names its product glucosamine 6-phosphate N-acetyltransferase-like. Lineage: Eukaryota; Metazoa; Chordata; Actinopteri; Cypriniformes; Catostomidae. Gene Ontology annotation, cellular component: endoplasmic reticulum; endoplasmic reticulum-Golgi intermediate compartment; Golgi apparatus. Gene Ontology annotation, molecular function: glucosamine 6-phosphate N-acetyltransferase activity; monosaccharide binding. The record is from RefSeq and is a predicted model, not a curated record. The coding region runs from base 54 to 722 and encodes 222 amino acids. Gene Ontology annotation, biological process: UDP-N-acetylglucosamine biosynthetic process. The transcript is spliced from 6 exons.
CUUGUCGCAAUACGAGUGGGACAAAAAUAAUAACGCAGAAUAAGGAAGUGUUUAUGUCAUGCUGGAACAUUGAAGCUUCCUAUUACUGGAUUCGAGUUACCAGGAUCCAUUCAAACGCUAGAAUAUUCUACAUCCAUAUGUCUCCGGCCUCAGGAAUGUUGCUUGAUGAGACCCCACUGUUCGAUCCAUCUCUCCUCACAGAGCUGGACUGGAGUAGCAACACUGUCCACUUCUCACCCCCAAUUUCCCCCUCUCUGCCUGGGGAGAGUCUGGUCCUUCGACCUCUCUGUACUGCUGACUUAGACAGAGGCUUCUAUAAGGUCUUAUCUCAGCUCACAGUAGCAGGGGAUGUCACAGAGGAACAGUUUAAAGCAAAUUUUGAACAUAUGAAGAGAAGUGGAGACUAUUAUGUCAUAGUGGUGGAAGACACAAAUCUUGGACAAAUUGUUGCCACAGCAACACUUAUCAUAGAACACAAAUUCAUCCACGCUUGUGCAAAGAGGGGGCGUGUGGAGGAAGUGGUUGUGAGUGAUGUAUGCAGAGGGAAGCAACUUGGAAAACUGUUGGUAUCAACAUUGACUCUCCUCAGCAAAAAGUUGCAGUGCUACAAAGUAACGCUGGAGUGUGCACCGAAAAAUGUGGAAUUCUAUAAGAAGUUUGGCUAUUCUGCAUCAGAUGAGACCUACAUGCAGUGCCGGUUCUUUGAACUGAACAGGACAUAGAACAUCAUGGCUUAAAACUCUGAGCUGUUAUGAGGUCCUUUCUGCGAGACACUUAAACCACAUCCACACUUAUCCAUUUAAGUUUGAAGACUUUGUUUUCAGUUUUCUAACGUCAUCGUUGUUUUCCAAAGUAUGCGGCUAUGAUUUUGAAAGUCUGUUUUCCGUAUAGGUAAAUGCUAUUCUAGUGUGGAUGAGAGGUGUAUAUGUAGCUAAAUGAAUGCGUCUUCAAACGAAAACAUAUUAGUGUGGAUGUGACCUUCGAUCAGACUACUUCGAAGUUGCACCUUUUUGUUUUGGUCAGCAAAAUAUGCAGCCAUAAUAUAUUGUGGGAUGAGCAGUAUUUUAACUUAAGAACACAGAACAAAGUGGACUUUCAUGAGUGUUAUGUCUAAAUGUCAGCAGUCAAUGUCAAGCACUAAAAAAACUGAAUAACUUUAAAUAAUGAUAACAUAUGCCUCUUCCAUCAAAAUUGGCUAGAGAAACAUAAGAUUUGAUCAUAUGUGUGGUCAACACUGUAAACCACAGAAAAAAACAAACACUGUGGCCUGUUGGAGAAGACAAACAUUUUUACUUAAAGGGCUUACUUGAAUACUUUCUAAAGUAAAGACUGAGAACAGAGAUACCAUUUCUGUUCAAGGGGAUGUAUUUUUUUUUUUUUUAAAGAGGGAAAGCAAACAUUUCUCAGUAUCUCAGAAACUGUUUUGAAAUAGUUUUAAAAACUUGCCGUUUACAAAACUGCAUGUUUAAGGCAUUUUCCCCUCUUUUCUUAAGAUUAUGGUGUGGUUUGUGCAUAAUGUUCUUUUAAAAUGUACCAAACCUCCAAUCACAUUUUGCAUUAUAUUAGCAAGUUCUAUGAAAGCUGUGUAGAAUCUUUUGGAAGUUAUUUCAAAUCUCUUGCAGCUACUUUGCUUCAAUGUAGAGAACAAUAAUAGACACGGUUUAUUUAUUAUAAUGCACUUUUCUGGCUCUAGUCUUAGCCACUGGUGGUAAUUAUAUUGAAUCAAUAGUUAUGAGCAAAACCGAGAUGAAGGCAAAUAAUUGUAAAAUAUUUCCUAAUGCAAUGAAAGCAUACCUUUGUACAAAUGCAUUUAUUUUUAUACCUUCAUUGAUAGAAGUUAGACAAAUAAGGUGCAUCCACAUGCUUUUCCUGUGUGGCUCUCUUAUCUGUCAAUCAGCAACUAAAUAUGUGGCAGUGAUGUUUUUUCUUCUUUUAUAACGUAUGCAUUGAAAAUCACUGAAUGACAAGUGGGUGAAUGGGUUAAAAUGUAACAUGAAAAAUAAAUGAAAAUGGCAAGUUCA